AUGUUCUACACUCUACUCAAGAUAAAACAACGAAUUCUGAGAGAAAUGAAAAUUUUGUUAAAAUUGUACUCAAAUUUUGUGGUCAAAUACAUCACAUCAUGGCCUGAGUCUAACCAUCUGUACAUUCAGAUAGAGUUGUGUUCGCAAAGUCUUAAAUCCGUUCUCAAAGACAAAGCCAUUGUUUUCGGGCGACAACCGGAAAACCCGAUCAAUGUUUACGAGUAUUUCAUUUGCUGUGAAAUAUUCACCGAAAUUCUAGAAUGCGUUCAAUUUCUCCACUCAUCGGAUCCGCCGGUCAUUUAUCGAGACCUAAAACCCGAGAAUAUAUUAAUUGAACACAACUUUAUGUCAAAUCGAUUCAUAAAAGUGUGUGACUUUGGUUUGGCCACCGAUCACGACAUGCCAUCCAUGAGCCACACGGCAGGAGCGGGCACUUCAGCUUAUAUGGCACCAGAUGUACAUCACCACACUCUAUGUGCUCCGGGAGACGGCCAAAAAAGGCGCCAAAAUCAACUUAUGCAUAAUGAGGCCAACAUUAUUCAAACCAGACUAAACUCCAUUAAGUUAUGGCUCGAAGUGGCACAGGUAAUGACAAUAUUGGCCGAACUCUUGCAAACAAUGAACGCCGAAGAGCAGAAACUGAGAACACAAGUGACAAGCAUAUGUAAAAAAGAAUGCGUGGCUUCGAGACGAGUUGACAAAUACUCAGCACAAAAUUCAGGACGCGGUUGA
This is a messenger RNA of Medioppia subpectinata, 732 nucleotides long. The record is from the annotation of a GenBank genome assembly. Lineage: Eukaryota; Metazoa; Arthropoda; Arachnida; Sarcoptiformes; Oppiidae.